GUUGAGCCAUCAUUGUAACAUCAUCCCGAAGGCGCAGGAUUAGAGGCACAUCAAUAUGAAAUUGAUGUUGAUAACCGCUUUUGUAGCGGUCUGCGGUGCUGCAAAGUUAGACCGCACUUACCUCCCACCUCCAUCAGCGAAAACUGCCGGAGGUUCCGCAGGGUCCCUACAGACACCAUUCGCUGGGAACUCUCUUCAUCAAGGCAACGGUGGAUUUCCCAAAGGCAGUUUCACGAAUGAAUUUCAAGGAGUAGUAGUGGAGGCUGCAGCGGCCGGAACCCGAGCCACUGAAGGAGAAACAGGCUUAGGAGCGCCCAGAAUAUCAUAUGGCUCAACGAAUUCCAAAGUGGGUGAUGCUGCGUUCAGAGGAAAUGCCGCAUUCAGGUUACCCUCUGCUGCUGACGUAGGAAACUUAGACUCGGAUGUUCAAGCGGCUAACACCAGAGUAUCUGGAGUACCUCAGGGUUUCUCUAAUCCUCAAGCUUUCGAAGCCAAACCGGAGAGAGCUCAGGCUUCCUACGACCGUGCCGCUAACACUCUUCGCUUUGAAAACGAAGUUGGCACUGACAACUAUCAUUUUGCAUUUGAAACUGAUAAUGGUAUAUCAGCUGAGGAGAAUGGCGUAGCUGCUGAUGGUGUGCAAGCUCAGGGAGGCUUUUCCUACACUGGUGAUGAUGGCCAAGUAUACAGUGUGACAUAUACCGCUGACGAGGGUGGGUACCAGCCUAAAGGUGACCAUUUACCCACGCCACCGCCGAUUCCCGAGGAAAUUUUGAAGUCUUUGGAACAGAAUGCCAGAGACGAAGCAGCUGGACUUGUUGAUGAUGGCACAUACGACGCACAGAAAUACAAUGCUGGAGCCGAUUACUCGGAAAGUGACAUCGCUGGUGAAGAACAAAACGUGAAUCAAGCGCCUAGUUUUGGCAGACGACCUGUAUCUGACGCAACAGCUAGUGGUUCUUUUAUUAAUCAAAACAAUCAAGCUUUUGUACGGCCAAACUCCAACGGGCAAUCGGGACAAAAAGAUGAAGCAUCAGAUACUCAGUUUUCUUCAAAUAAUAAUUUCAGUCCUUCUAAAACUGCCAAUGAUUUUGGCUCAGUUAUGCAAACCAAUGGCUUGCAGUCUAAUGGGUUUGGAUCUAAAAACGAGUACAGGCCAGCUAUUCAAGGCUUGAAGCAGAACGAAAGAACUCAACGACCAGUUGCUUCUGCAGUUAAUGAUAAUCAACAAUCAAAUGAAGCAUCGGAAAGUGGUUCCCGAUUUUCGACACCUCAAGAAUCUCAGUCAUCUCUGCCGUUUGGAACACCGAACCGUAACACAUUUAAUACACAAAGCUUUUCAGCUAGUGAAAAACCGUCAAGAGGUAACGGAUUUGAAUCACAAGGAAAUUCUCAAUCCUCUACAACUACAUUUGACAUGAAUGCAGGCAAUCGAUUUGCUUCUAGAAAUGAAUACUUACCACCAAUGCGAGUUCAGUCUAUUGGGGCACAGAAGCAAUCUCUUCCUUCAGUUUCUAAACCUCAAAAACCUUUGAAUCAGAUAUCUGGAUCUGGCAAUUUCGAAGCAGCUGGCCAACCCUCGAUUGAUUUUGUACCAGAUACUUCUUCGGGAUCCAACGAAAAUGUCCAAGUACCGCAAUCAUUCAACACUUUUCAACAAAAACCUCAAGAAUUUCAACCUAAACCUCAAGGCUCAAGCAACCAGUUUUCAUCUCAAAACCGUUUUCCAGUUCAGAAAGAAAAGUUACCGGAAGAUAAAGAAACUGCUACUACAUCAUUAGAAUCUCAGCGUCCUACUUCCGUUCCAAGUAUUGAGCUGACUACGCCUCUGGAAUCAAGUCAAUCUAAUGCUCCUACAAAUGUACCCGCUGAUCGUAUUCCAUCUUCAGCAAAUAUGUUUAAUCCCCAAAAUAUUAAUGUUCGCCCUUCUACACAGUUUGGAAACCAACUAACCAACAACCGACAACCAGCGCGGCCUAGUUCUAAUACUCAAUCUCAAGUUUCGAGUAAUGGUUUCCCUGCUCGUGGCCAAAACCAAUACCCAUCUUCUCCAUCUGCAUCCGAUAAGCAACAACUUCUCCAGAAUGAAGUUAGCCAAAAUCAGCCUACCGAUUCGCAGUACUCGCCAAGCACUGUCAGACCAUCUUUUAAUCAGCAAGCGCAAGCAGUAGACAACUCAUAUUAUUACAGGCAACCUGCAAAACCUUUUAACAAUCCAGCGUCUAAUUCUAGAUUUCCAAGUUCGUCAUUUGGUCAGUUUAAUGGAGUAGCCCAGCAAUCUCAACCUCAGUUUCCAGGAAACUAUCAGGAAAAUUUCCCCGCGAAUUCUUUCCAAGCACAAAGAGGACAGACAAACCGUGGAAGUACUCGGUACCCAGAACCACCUACGUUAGCAUCUGUUGCUCCCACCACCUCGUUUAAUCAACAGUUCCAAGGAAGUACCACCUCAUCUCAAAACAAUGGAAUAACUCAGGCCUCUGCAAGUCCUUUCAGACCACAGAGUGGACAGGCUUCGUCUAGAAACCCUAGGCCUCCAACGCUUGCACCCAUUGCACCUACCGCUCCUUUAGGAUUCUCUGCCCAAAACAAUGGUAUGAUCCAAACGUCUGCCUCUGCGUUCUCUGGAGCUGCUCCAACAACUGCAACUAAUUUCAAUGCUCCAACCUUUGGCUCAAAACCAUCGUUCCAGUCGCAAUAUAACCAGCAAAACCAAUUCCAACCAUCUUCCCCUAAUCAAUCAUUCGGUCAACGGCGCCCUCAAGAUACAUCGAAUAAAAGCCAGCAAGAUAAUUCACAAGCUACCCCAACUCAACAAUACUCUGGUGAAAUCUAUGAUUACACCAAACCAUCUGAAAGGCUUCCUGCUCCGUCCAAGCCGGAAUCAACUUCUAGUCCGCAACGAGGACAAACUCAGCCUCAAUUUGGCCAAGCUCAAGAAAAUCGUAAUAUGCAAGAACUGAAUAUCCAGCAGCCUACUCGUCCUACCUUUGGCGCUAGGCCACAAUUCGGAUCACAGCGGCCUCAGUUCGCUCAGAGCACAUCAGUAAAUGCUGAUGCUCAAGUACAACCUGCUGAAGAUGCCAAACCCCAGUUCAAUGUUCCAUCUCGGCCUUACGGAUCUCAAGCUCAAUUUGGUCAAGCUCAAGAAAAUCGCAAUUUGCAAGAAUUAAAUACACAGCAGCCUAAUCGUCCUAGCUUCGGAACUAGACCACAAUUUGGAUCACAGCGGCCUCAGUUUGCUCAGAGCACAUCAGUAAAUGCUGAAGCUCAAAUUCAACCUGCCGAAGAUUCCAAGCCCCAGUUUAAUGUUCCAUCUCGACUUAAUGGACAGGAACAGUUCCAAAGACCGCAAACGCCUGUGAAAUCUCAAUUUGGUCAGAAUAAUGGAAGACCAAACAAUUGCUGUCAAUCGUUUAAUGCCCAAAUUUCGAAUCAAGAAGCUCAACGGCCAGAAAAUAGUAACCAGGGUCCGAUCAGGUCUCAGUUUGCUCAACCAGAAUCUCAGUUCCCUGGAUCAGUUUCACAGGGUUCCAGUCAGUUUUCUGGCAAAGGCGAGGUGUUCGGUGGACCAAGAAAGCCACCAAGUUUCGACCAAGAAACCGGCUACCAUUACUAACGCUAGUGCCAUAGAUGUAAAACUUACAAUGUGAUUUAUGUUUGCGAUAAGAAGAAAAGUGAUAAAACAUUGUCGUUAAUAUAAAGGGAUGGAUUUAAUUUAUACAUUUUGUAAAUUUAAUAGGAUAAAUGUAUGUAUUAUGUAUUAAAUACAUAUUUAAAUGAGCGAAAGCAUGUAGAAGGACAGAAACAAAUGUAACAUGUUUAAAUAAAUUAUUUUGUAAAUAUUAAUUAUGCGACUAUUUAUUACCACUUGCAUCGAACGUUAAGUAAAAC
This is a messenger RNA of Chilo suppressalis (striped riceborer), 3891 nucleotides long. NCBI's taxonomy places the organism in Eukaryota, Metazoa, Arthropoda, Insecta, Lepidoptera, Crambidae. The record is from the annotation of a GenBank genome assembly.